GACACGUACAUGAUGUGGGUGGAUGGGAAAGAGGUACAAGGUCGAGCUGAGCAGUUGGCCGUCGAGGAUCCCGCAACAGGCGAGAUCUUCGCUCACUGCCAUGCAGCAUCCACCACGGAUGUCGACGAUGCCGUUCAGAACGCCCACAGGGUCUUCAAAUCUGGAAUCUGGGCCAAAGCGCCGCGCCACAUUCGCGCCGAUAUGCUGGAUCGUAUCGCUGCGCUUCUGACGGCAAAGCUCCCGCAACUGAUUCAGCUCGAGGUCCACCAGACGGGCCGCGCUAUUCGUGAAAUGAACGCUCAGGUCCCUACCCUGACCAAGUGGUUCAAAUACUAUGCUGCUCUCCUCCGGACCGAAGAGCGAUCUGUGCUGCCCACCGUCGGUAAACUGCACAACUGGGUCGACAGAAAGCCGCUCGGGGUCGUUGCGCAAAUUACGCCGUUCAAUCAUCCCAUGCUAAUUGCUGUCAAGAAGAUAGCGCCUGCGCUGGCAGCUGGCAACUGCAUCGUCUUGAAGCCCAGCGAGCUGACUCCACUCACCAGCAUUGAACUGGGCAAGCUCAUGAAAGAAGCGGGCCUGCCUGAUGGUGUCUUCAACGUGCUGCCUGGCGACGGUAUUACCACGGGCAAAGCUCUAGUGGAGCAUCCAUUGAUCAAAAAGGUCGAUGUCACUGGAGGCACUCCAGCUGGACGCGCUAUUGGCGCCAUUGCAGGGCGCAAUCUUGCACACUAUACCGCCGAGCUAGGGGGCAAGGCGCCUCUAAUUGUUUUUGAAAAGGCACAACUGGACCUUGCCGUCAACGGAAUCGCCUUUGCUAGCUUUAUCGCGAGCGGCCAGACAUGCGUUGCCGCGACGCGAAUCAUUGUGCAAAACAGCGUCCUCGGGCAGGUGGUCGAAAAGCUCAGGGGCAAGAUGCAGAGCAUUAAAAAAAGAAUGGGGUCGCCGAAGAACGUCGAGUCAAUGAUGGGGCCUCUCGUAUCCGCAAAGCAGCUGGGCAAUGUCGAGGCGCUGGUUAACGACGCAAAGGCAGCCGGGGUAACCGUAGUAACUGGUGGAGAGCGCAUGCACGGCAAGUCCUCACUGGACGCCACCGACUUUUCCAAGGGUUACUUUUACCCACCCACGAUCUUAACCGACAGCGAAUCAACAAAGAUUGUCGACACGCGCAUAUGGAGGGAAGAGGCUUUUGGCCCCGUCAUUGUGGUCGUAGGCUUCGACACGGAGGAAGAAGCAUUGCGGCUGGCAAAUGACAGUGAAUUCGGACUCGGCGCCGCCAUCUGGACGCAGGACCUACCGCAGGCGUUCCGCGUCUCGGAAAACAUCGAAAGCGGCAUUUGCUGGGUCAACACGCAUCACCGCAACGACCCGAGUUCGCCGUGGGGCGGCAUCAAGAGCUCAGGCGUGGGCAGCGAGAACGGCAUCGAUGCGUAUAAUGCGUAUACCACGGCCAAGAGCACCAUUAUCAACUAUGCGAGUGUCGAGGAGGGACUUGCCAGCGACGAUUGGUUUAGAGAGGGUACGGGCGAGGUGAGAUAUGGAUAGAGG
This is a messenger RNA of Exserohilum turcica Et28A, 1545 nucleotides long. RefSeq lists its product as uncharacterized. The coding region runs from base 10 to 1542 and encodes 510 amino acids. Lineage: Eukaryota; Fungi; Ascomycota; Dothideomycetes; Pleosporales; Pleosporaceae. The transcript has 2 exons. The record is from RefSeq and is a predicted model, not a curated record. Gene Ontology annotation, molecular function: aldehyde dehydrogenase (NAD+) activity.